Molecule: messenger RNA, 1122 nt
Organism: Drosophila serrata
Lineage: Eukaryota; Metazoa; Arthropoda; Insecta; Diptera; Drosophilidae
Gene: Asciz
Product: ASCIZ zinc finger protein
Biological process (GO): positive regulation of transcription by RNA polymerase II
Cellular component (GO): nucleus
Molecular function (GO): DNA-binding transcription factor activity, RNA polymerase II-specific; transcription cis-regulatory region binding
Source: RefSeq, a predicted model, not a curated record
AUGACCAUCCCUAACAGCAGCAAAACAAAAUUUACGCCGGAAAUUCGGGAAUUGCUACCCCUGCGGGAGCACAGGUGCGAUAAGUGCCCCAAUUUGGUGUUCGGCAACCAGAGCCACUAUCAGCUGCACCUACGCCAGCGGCACAAGGUGGUCAUAGCGCCAGAGCCAAGCGGAAAAGUAACAGAGUUUCACUGUCCCGUGGAGAAGUGCAUCUACCAUGAGACCAUUAAGGGAGCGCGGAGCUUCAGCAGCUUGCGCCUGCUGCGUCAGCACUACCAGAAAAGUCAUCUGGACAAGAAGUUCAAGUGCCAGGAGUGCGGUGAGAAGUUCCUGCUGCCGCGGCACCUGGAGAAGCACCAAUGCUCCGAGCACAAGUGUCCCGUUUGCGAGUUGACAUACAACAGCAAGGCUGGACUAAGGACGCAUAUGCGGCGAAAGAACCACAUCGUUGAGGAAGAGGAAUCUGACAAGGUUGCCAUCCCUUCUUUGGCCACAUGGAAGAAGUUGAAUCCGCAGCCUGAGUCUGAAAUCCCACCCGCAGUAGAGGUAAGCCCUGAGCCAUCGGUGGAGGAGCCAGAAGAACAUAUUCUUUGCUUUCUGCCCAUUGUGGACGUUGAGUACCCGAAUAUGCAGCUGCAGUCAGAUAAACUGGACAUGGAGACCCAAACGGAGGAGGUCGACGACCUGGAGGAAAUCAAGAACGAGGUACUGGCGCCUUUACUUCGAGAUAUCCAAACUCAAACGCCCGAUACCCGCGGAGAUAUUGGAACGAUGACGGAUGACUUUCCCGACGAGCUGCAGCCUGUGGAAGAGCAGCAGCAGCCAAAUGCAGAGCCAGUUGGGAGCAGUUUUCCCUCCUAUCCCGAGAAUGAGCCCCUGUUUGGCCUGCAAACAUCUGCCCACAUGUACACCCAGACUUGCGACGAGCUGUUCGAAGAGCUCGGCCUGUCGCACAUUCAAACCCAGACCCACUGGCCGGAUGGUCUGUACAAUACGCAGCACACGCAAACCUGUGACGAGAUGCUGGACGAACUGGAGUUCCUGGAGAACUUUCAGUCGACGUACACGCAAACCAAGUGGCUGGACUGGCAGGAAAACGGAGAAGAAGGCAAUUAGACUCUU